Molecule: messenger RNA, 525 nt
Organism: Drosophila obscura
Lineage: Eukaryota; Metazoa; Arthropoda; Insecta; Diptera; Drosophilidae
Exons: 1
Coding region: 1-525 (174 amino acids)
Source: RefSeq, a predicted model, not a curated record
AUGGUCCAAGAUGACCAGGACGACUUCGAGAUGGAUCCUCCUCCGGAGCCCAUCGAUGGACGUUCCUUUUUCUUUUUGAGCACACUCUUUCGACGCUGGCGCAAUCGCUGGAUGUCCUACCACAGUCCAGAUCCACUGUUUGCGGGUGCUGCCUACCCAAUCAAUGGAUACUACAAUUGUCCCAUCUAUGGGUGUAAUCCAGCGACCAUUGGACCUCAGCCUGGCUACUAUUCUCGUCCAGGUAGCUUCUACCCGCUGAGCCAACAGCAGCAGCAGGCUCAGGGCAACAGCAAUGUCUACAUAUAUCAGACCGAUCAGAACACGGCCAAUUCUGGGAGUGGUUCCCCGGCCGUUCCCUUUGGAUAUGGAAACUUUGGGGCUGGAUCGCCGCUUCGACCCGGACAAGCCUCAAUUCCCCCGCCGCCACCUCCGAUUUUGCCACCAUUGUCAAUGGGAGGGGCUUCCGCUGGUGCCGCGAGCUAUGGCCCAGGACAAGGACCAAUACCAAUACCACAAUUUGGCUAA